GGUGCAGAUGUAGGUUUUCUGAUUUAAUUUAAUAAUAAAUUUAGUCGCUGCUGAUUUCAGUUCCAUCAAUUUUUUUAUUAAAUAAUGCGGAAAAGGCAAAUCGACACUCUUAAAAUAUUUAAUUUGAAUGUCCAAGAAGUCAAGGAAAACGAAGAGUAUCUUGUAAAUUUCGACUCCGGUGGACGGGAGAUAGCGAUCAAUAUAAUUCUUGGAGCCAACUUUCCCAACGAAAAGCCCAAGUUGAUAGUGAGCCCAAUACUCAAUCAUCCGUGGGUGAACUCCAGCACGGGGGAAAUUGAAAAUGCCCCCGGAAUUUUGAAUUACACCAUCCAUUCCGAUCUAGGCCGAGUGGUGCAAGCCAUCAGCCGUGAAUUCGAAAAGCAUCCUCCUUUGUUGCUCAAUGAAACUUCCAGCACGCCACAACAAAGCCACAAUGGCAACAGCCAAGAGCCCAAAGCACCGGAUCGUCGUAUUAUUGCUUCACCCGUUACUGUUGAACAAGAUGUAUUCGGACUACAAGCACUCAGUCUUGAAGAUUUGAGCCGAUUGAAUUGCGAUGAAGAUUAUCUGGAGAUUUUUAUCGAAAAGUUGGGCUUUGUCCAGAACCAAAGCAACGAAAUGGAUCAGCUAAUGAGCCAAAUUGAAGCAAUUGCAACGGAUAAUCUUGCCAAGAAGAAGCUGAUAGAGGAAGAGAAAUCAAAACUGGAGGAUAUGUACCUUGAAUUCAAGGAGCUUGGAGAUAGGUACGAUGCUUCCAACCAAAAAUAUCAGAAAAAAUCGGAGGACUUUUCACCGCAACACAUAAAAGAGCUCUUGCAAAUUGCCGUCUCGGCAGCUGAUACCCGCAGCGAUGAGGAAGCUCACAAAUUUCUCGCGGGAGACAGCGAUGUAGGUUCUUUUUUGAAUAAUUUUAUCGAAUCCAGGAAAAGCUACACGAUGCGGAAGGCCAAAGAGGACAGACUAAUUCAACAGCUGACCGCAUUGGAACGAGCCACAUUUUGAUAAAUAGGAAGUCAGUUUGUUUGGAUGUAAAUAUUUCGAUGUGAUAUGAAUUCGUAUGAUGCAAUUACUUAUC
Molecule: messenger RNA, 1075 nt
Organism: Ochlerotatus camptorhynchus
Lineage: Eukaryota; Metazoa; Arthropoda; Insecta; Diptera; Culicidae
Gene: Vsp37A
Product: Vacuolar protein sorting 37A
Exons: 3
Coding region: 85-1002 (305 amino acids)
Biological process (GO): protein targeting to membrane; ubiquitin-dependent protein catabolic process via the multivesicular body sorting pathway; protein targeting to vacuole
Cellular component (GO): ESCRT I complex
Source: RefSeq, a predicted model, not a curated record